Sinocyclocheilus rhinocerous is the source of this 2028-nucleotide messenger RNA. RefSeq names its product synaptotagmin-7-like. NCBI's taxonomy places the organism in Eukaryota, Metazoa, Chordata, Actinopteri, Cypriniformes, Cyprinidae. The coding region runs from base 280 to 1851 and encodes 523 amino acids. The record is from RefSeq and is a predicted model, not a curated record. Gene Ontology annotation, cellular component: synapse; plasma membrane; axon. The transcript is spliced from 12 exons. Gene Ontology annotation, biological process: calcium ion-regulated exocytosis of neurotransmitter; vesicle fusion. Gene Ontology annotation, molecular function: SNARE binding; clathrin binding; calcium ion binding.
UAUAAUGCUUCAAUAAACCCGAGAGCUGCAGCCUGCAGAGCUGUUUUAACCGCGCUCUCGGUGACUGACCAAAACGCGUCCCGUUUUACGCGACUUCACCCACAUAAACUGAGAUGUGCCAUCAGCUGGCGGUGACACGGACACACAGCUCACCACUCCUCACCCUCAUCCCUCCCUUCAAACCCUCUCACUGCCAUCUCCCGACAUCAGCCGAAUGAGGGGACAGGGAAAGAAAAACCAAGUGAGUGAAAGAAAGAAAUAAGCAGGGAGCGGUGCUCCAUGGUCACUCGCCCAUUGGAAGCUCGAGAGCGCAUUUUGGAUUCGACUUUUUCUUGGAGGGGACUUGAGAGAAGAAACAAGCGUUUGUUGGCGUGCCAAAGGCGAACAGCCAUGCACCUGAAUCGGGAGAACGAGGACGGAAAAGGUUCUUUGUCUCUGAGUGUGUUCCUGGUAUCGGUGGGUUUAACGGUGUGUGUCGUGUGGCUGGUGGCGCUAUGCGGGGUCUGUGGAUGGUGCCAACGCAAACUGGGGAUGAGGAAUAAGCCGGGGGUGGAGACAGCGGGGACCCCAGACUCAGUGUCUGUUUCUGGGAGAGGACGAGGAGAAAAUAAAGCCAUCAAUGAUCUCGACAGGGACUUUUGGAAUAACAACGACAGCAGCACUGUGCAGCAGCGCUGGAGCUCCUAUCCGCCCAAGGAGUUCCUCCUCAACAUGUCCCCCUACGCCCCCUACGGAGACCCUCGCCUCACGCCCAAAGAGGGGAAGAUGGUCGUACUGUCCCUCGCGAUCGGAUUGGCCGAACAAGAUGACUUUGCCAACCUUCCAGAUCUACAGGAGGCGCCAGCCAACAAAGAAACCCCUCCCGCAGACAAAAGAUCUAAUCAACCCGGCAGCAGCCCUAAAGGUCAGACCCCAGACGAGAGCAGCCGCCGGACAGACGCUAACUCCUCCGUCUCAGACCUGGCCAACUCCGUCACCAGUGAUAUGCUGAUGUUGUCCCCAGGCUCUGAGGAAGAGGAACACGAAGGACCCGUGUGUGAGAAGCUGGGACGCAUCCAGUUCAGCGUGGGAUACAGUUUUCAGGACUCCACACUGACAGUGAAAAUCCUGAAGGGUCAGGAUCUACCUGCGAAAGAUUUCUCCGGCACUUCAGAUCCAUUCGUCAAACUCUACCUUCUGCCAGACAAGAAGCACAAACUUGAGACCAAGGUCAAAAGAAAGAACCUCAACCCUCACUGGAACGAGACCUUCCUAUUUGAAGGGUUCCCGUUUGAGAAGGUGGUCCAGCGCACACUGUACCUGCAAGUGCUAGAUUAUGACCGUUUUAGCAGGAAUGACCCUAUAGGAGAGGUGUCCGUCCCCCUGAACAAGAUCGAUCUGGCCCACAUGCAGACCUUCUGGAAGGAGCUGAAACCCUGCAGCGAUGGCAGUGGGAGUCGAGGAGACCUGCUUGUGUCUCUGUGUUACAAUCCCACUGCCAACACCAUCACUGUGAGCAUCAUCAAGGCACGCAAUCUCAAAGCCAUGGACAUCGGGGGAACAUCCGACCCCUACGUCAAAGUGUGGCUAAUGAACAAAGAUAAACGAGUGGAAAAGAAGAAGACAGUGGUGAUGAAGAGCUGUUUGAACCCCGUGUUUAAUGAGUCCUUCCCCUUUGAUGUCCCCGCUCACGUCCUCAGAGAGACCACCAUCGUCAUCACAGUCAUGGAUAAGGACAGACUGAGCCGCAAUGAUGUCAUAGGCAAGAUCUAUCUCUCAUGGAAGAGUGGCCCAGCAGAGGUAAAGCAUUGGAAAGACAUGAUGAGUCAUCCGCGCACUGCCGUUGCCCAAUGGCACGCUCUCAAAGCUUGAAGGACCCGCCCACCAAAAUUUGUUUAUGGAGACCCUUCCUUUAUUCACUGCUUUUAUUUUUUCCCACCAAAAAGAGGCUAAGCACUGCCAAGAAGACUGGGAGAGAAAGCCUUGCGUAACCGAGAGAGGUAAACAGACUUCCUUGAGAAAAAAAGUUUGACAACUCAACUGUUGAGA